Messenger RNA from Diospyros lotus (date-plum), 3113 nucleotides. RefSeq names its product protein GRIP. Lineage: Eukaryota; Viridiplantae; Streptophyta; Magnoliopsida; Ericales; Ebenaceae. The record is from RefSeq and is a predicted model, not a curated record. Bases 328 to 2715 code for a protein of 795 amino acids. The transcript is spliced from 22 exons. Gene Ontology annotation, biological process: reciprocal meiotic recombination.
UUGAACAUGAGAGAUGAGAAGCUAGGCGUGAGAUGAGAGCCGGCUUCUCUUACAAGCCCGCGCCCCGCCCAGCCCAAAUCCCAGACGCACGCACGCGCGCGCGCGCGCACUCUCUCUCUCUCUCUCUCUGCAAUUCGUGACUAUUCCCAUUGGAUUUACAGACUAGGGUUUCGUUUCUCCCAAUUAAAUUCAUAAUUUAUCUACUUACGCGACUCCACAGAUCUGCUUGAUCGACUCCCUGAUCGCGUCAGCUCCAACAGCCGUUAAUGGGCACAGCGCGGUGACUUUAUAUAUAGAACAAAUUGGGCGGUUUGCAAUAGCGAGACAAUGUCGUCAGGGGGGGCAGAGGUUAGGGGAAUGCUGGAAAAUCGUGCAGAAGAUGGUGUAAAACCUGACAAACAGUUGAUUGACACAAACCCUGAAAGUGGUAAAAAUAUUUCCACAGAUAAUGGGUUGCCCCCGUAUACUAGCGAUGCUCAGGACCAACUUGUACAAAUGGUUGUAGAACUCAAUUUCCAGAAGGAGUAUUUGAAUUCCCAGUUUGAAGGCUUGAAAAAUCUGGAACUAGAAUCUGGUGAGUCUAACCAACCGAUAGGGGCAAGUAAGCAAGAUGGUUGGGGAUCUGAAGACUUGAAAGAGCUCCAAGAUAAGAUAGAGUGUUUAAGUCGGGAACUUUUGGAAGAAAAACAAACACGAGGUGCUGCAGAGAAGGCUUUGGAGCAUCUUCGAGCUGUAUACUCAGAUGCAGAUGCAAAAGCCCAGGAGCUUUCUACCAAGCUUGCUGAAGCUCAACAGAAGAUGGAGCACGAAAUAAAAGAGCGUGAUGAGAAGUACUCAGAACUUGACUCCAAGUUCAAUAGGCUUCACAAACGAGCAAAACAGCGUAUUCAAGAUGUUCAGAAGGAAAAAGAUGAUCUCGAGGCCCAGUUUCGUGAGUUGAAGGAAAAAACUGAGCAAGCAUCAUAUCAACAAUCAGCAUUGCAGCACGAGAUGGAGCGCACUCGGCAACAAGCAAAUGAAGCAUUGAAAGCCAUGGAUGCUGACAGGCAACAAUUACGAAGUGCAAAUAAUAAGCUGCGAGAUAAAAUUGAAGAACUGCGCCGUUCAUUGGAACCCAAAGAAAAUGCUCUUGAGUCUUUACAGCAGUCCCUUUUGGAGAAAGAUCAGAUGCUGGAAGACAUUCAAGGUUUACUGAAAAUGGCAGAUGAGAAAAAACAAGCUGCAGUAUCCGAGCUCUCAGCUAAGCACCAGAAGCAAUUAGAGAGUUUGGAAGCCCAACUAGCUGAUGCAUUAGCUGAUAGAAGCAAAGCAACUGAAACCAUUUCCUUUUUACAGGGUGUGAUUGCUGAGAAAGAGUCUAAGAUUGCAGAGAUGGAUGCAGCUUCAAGUGGUAAAGCAGUACGGCUUAAAGCUGCUAUAGAAACUGUAAAGGGCGAUCUUGUGCACAUGAAAAAUGAGCAUGACAAAGAAAAGGAGAGUUGGGAAGCUACAACCCAAGCACUCAAAACAAAAUUGGAGAAAGCUGAAAGUACCUGCAUACAUGCUGAAAUUGAAGCAGCUAAACUGAGAAGUCAGCUGGAACUAGAAUUGUCUGUGCAAGCUCAGCUUCUAAGUACAAGAGAUGCUGAGCUUAAGGCUGCGAAAGAGGAGAUCAACCGCCUUGAAACUGAAUUUGCUUCUUACAAGGUUCGAGCUCAUACACUUUUACAGAGAAAGGAUGCAGAACUAGCUGCUGCUAAGGACAAUGAAAUUCUCAAAGCACAAGAGGAAGCAUUAAAAGAGGCUGAGAAAGAAUUAAUGUCAGUAUCUGCUGAAAGAGAUAAGGCCCUUAAAGAUCUUCAGGAUGCUGUUGUUAAUUUUGAUAAGGAACUUGCUGCAAGAGAUGCAGCUCUUAGCACUGCAAAGCAGCAAAUAGAGAGCAUGGAAACAAAACUUAAUUCUGCUAAUGCUCGCCACCAAUCUGAGAAAGAAAAAUGGGAAAUAAACCUCCAAAAUUUGGAGGAAACUUGGCAAUUGAGGUGUGAAGCAAUGAAAGUUCAGAAGGAAGUGUCCCCAAGUCCAGAUCUACAAAAAGAACUAGAAGACUUUAAACUAUUGUACAAAAAGUUAAAGGAAGAGCAUGAUUCAUUUCGUGAUCUUGCUGAUAAAAUGAUCGAGGAGAAGGACAAUGAGAUCUCUAGACUUAUAAAUGAGAAUAAGAAACUGCAUAAGACAGUAGAGCUGAGACCACAGGCUGAUCCAAAUGAUAAUUAUGGCACAGCCCUUCAGAAAUAUGAUUUGGCUUAUUCAAGCACCUCAGCAGCAGAGCAGCAGAUUCUGCUUUUGGCAAGGCAACAAGCUCAAAGGGAGGAAGAGCUAGCACAAUCACAGCGGCACAUACUUGCACUUCAAGAGGAAAUUGAGGAGCUUGAACGUGAAAAUCGUCUUCACAGCCAACAGGAAGCCAUGCUGAAGGAAGAGUUCAGGAACAUGGAAAGAACGCAGAAGAGAGAAGGGGUAGAUAUGACAUAUCUUAAGAACGUAAUACUAAAGCUUCUUGAAACAGGUGAAGUGGAGGCUCUGCUACCUGUGGUUGGGAUGCUUCUUCAAUUCAGUCCUGAAGAGAUGCAGAAAUGUCAACAAGCUUACCGCAAUUUAACUGAUGUCCCACCGAGCACACCAAGUGAUGCUUCAGGAUCUGGUUUCUCUCUUUUUCCUAGAUUUUCAUUUUCUUGACGGCAGAAACAAAGGUGAAGGAGAACAUACUUCUACAAGCUGCAACAACAUUUGGCUAAUUGCCCAGAUGCUGAAAGCCCAAGAUAUAGGUGUCACUGUAUUCUUUCUGUAACAAUAAGCUUAUAUUAUAGUUGAGACAUUGUUGAGAUAUUUGUCAUAGAGGGGUUUUGAGUUGGCAGUAUGACAAGAUUUUGAGUUGCUGUCUGGGAGCACUGUAAAGGCGUCAUAGAGGUUUUUCUGUUUUCCCUUUUUAUUUUUCCAGUGAAAUUUGGCUUCAGGUGAAAAAAAAAAAAGAAAAAGCGGCUCGUUUGAAUUUGUUGUAAUGAAAUUUCUUGUAGUUUCUUACCGUUAAUAUCCAAUCAUUACGGGGAUUGAAGCCUAAAGGAUCUCCAUUUGCA